GAUCCUGUAUUUUUUGCUGGGAUUACUGGGGCUGGGUUUUUGAGUUCCAUUAGCAGUGGCAUUGCUCAGCACUUCCAAAGGUGGUUGCAGUGUUUAAAAAGCAAUUCACUUCACAUUACUUGACGUUUAAGUUUCCCACUACAGUAUAUGUAUUAUGGAGGAGAAGGUACCUGGCUUUAUAACUAAAUCAUUGUUCUAUAGGAGUGAUGGAUGGUAACAGAAACUGGGCAAAAUGUAAGCUAACCUGGCAAGAUGAGAAGGGAUUAACUGGGAGCUUAACUCUUUGCACAUGGUUUCUGUUAGCAUUUUUGCUCUCCUCCUAACUAUCUCUACUUUUCUCACAUGUGCCUGUUUUCCUGGCGAAUCCCAAUCAGCUAAAUGCUACUUUAAGGAUUUGUAAGCUUGGAGGAGUAGCUGGGUUUUUGUUCGAAAGCAAGAUUGUGAGUUGCCAUGAUUGCAUUACACUGCUCUAUACCGCCUAACACCAUGAAGAUAGUUACAGCUGGGCUUCGAGGAGACUGGUUUUCUAGGUGAAAUACUGGCACCUGAUCUGCUGCUACAGGGUUACAAUGGUUGACACAGAAAUGCCGUUUUGGCCCAUGAAUUUUGGAAUUAGCCCCGUGGAUCUGUCUGCAAUGGAAGAUCACACACAUUCCUUCGACAUAAAGCCGUUUACCACCGUUGAUUUCUCAAGCAUUUCUUCACCACACUAUGAAGAUAUUCCUCUCGCAAGAAGCGAUCAGACAAGCAUUGAUUAUAAAUACGAUAUCAAGCUCCAAGAUUGCCAAAGUGCAAUCAAAAUGGAGCCUCCUUCCCCACCCUAUUUUUCAGAGAAGGUUCAGCUGUACAACAAGCCUCAUGAGGAGACUUCCAACUCCCUGAUGGCUAUUGAAUGCCGUGUGUGCGGGGACAAGGCCUCGGGGUUUCAUUAUGGUGUACAUGCCUGCGAGGGUUGCAAGGGCUUUUUUCGAAGAACCAUCAGGUUAAAGCUGAUCUAUGACAGGUGUGACCUGAACUGCCGCAUCCAUAAGAAAAGCAGGAAUAAAUGCCAAUACUGCAGGUUCCAGAAAUGCCUUGCCGUUGGAAUGUCACAUAAUGCCAUCAGGUUUGGGCGAAUGCCACAAGCGGAGAAGGAGAAGCUCUUGGCAGAGAUUUCCAGCGACAUCGACCAGUUAAACCCUGAAUCUGCUGAUCUACGAGCACUUGCCAAGCAUUUGUAUGACUCAUACAUAAAGUCCUUCCCUCUGACCAAAGCCAAGGCGAGGGCGAUCUUGACAGGAAAGACGACAGACAAAUCACCAUUUGUUAUUUAUGACAUGAACUCUUUAAUGAUGGGAGAAGACCAGAUCAAGUGCAAGCACGCGUCCCCACUGCAGGAGGAGAACAAAGAGGUAGCAAUUCGCAUCUUCCAGCGAUGCCAGUUCCGCUCAGUGGAGGCAGUGCAGGAGAUCACGGAAUUUGCCAAGAACAUUCCAGGUUUUGUGAAUCUUGACCUGAAUGAUCAAGUAACUCUCCUGAAAUACGGGGUCCAUGAGAUCAUAUAUACUCUCCUGGCAUCUCUGAUGAAUAAAGAUGGAGUUCUUGUAUCUGACGGACAAGGAUUCAUGACACGGGAGUUUCUGAAGAGCCUGAGAAAACCUUUUUGUGACUUUAUGGAACCCAAGUUUGAGUUUGCUGUGAAGUUCAAUGCACUGGAAUUAGAUGACAGUGACCUGGCAAUAUUUAUAGCUGUCAUUAUACUAAGUGGAGACCGCCCAGGUUUGUUAAAUGUGAAGCCCAUUGAAGAUAUACAAGACAAUCUGUUGCAAGCUUUGGAGCUCCAGCUGAAGCUGAAUCACCCUGAAUCCUCCCAGCUCUUUGCAAAGUUGCUGCAGAAAAUGACGGACCUCAGACAGAUUGUAACGGAACACGUGCAGCUCUUGCAAAUCAUCAAGAAAACGGAGACAGACAUGAGCCUUCAUCCACUCCUACAAGAGAUCUACAAAGACUUGUAUUAAUGACCAUAGUAGUUCUGAUCCGCUGACAUAAUGUAUGUUCUUCAGAUUGCACUAUUUCUUGGAGGAAAAACUUUGCAUACCUAAGAAAUUACUGUGAAGCAGCAUUUAAAAAGAGAGAGCUUAGUAUAGUAGAUCUAUUUUAUGCAUAUUGUUUAUAAAGAUACAUUUACAAUUUACUUUUAAUAUUAAAAAUAUCUAUAUCAUAAAAUUGUUGGCAGUAUUUUCAGAAGUAAUUUUUUAAAUAUCUUAUUUCUUACAAUUGCUUGUGCAGUAUGAUCGAUGCUUCACGGGUUGGUUCAGCAUGCAGUUCCAUUUGCAACUGAGAAAUAAACAUCUCCUUAAACAUUGCGAGGGAAACGUU
Molecule: messenger RNA, 2358 nt
Organism: Neopsephotus bourkii (Bourke's parrot)
Lineage: Eukaryota; Metazoa; Chordata; Aves; Psittaciformes; Psittacidae
Gene: PPARG
Product: peroxisome proliferator activated receptor gamma
Exons: 8
Coding region: 570-1997 (475 amino acids)
Biological process (GO): negative regulation of transcription by RNA polymerase II; regulation of lipid metabolic process; hormone-mediated signaling pathway
Cellular component (GO): nucleus
Molecular function (GO): zinc ion binding; nuclear receptor activity; RNA polymerase II cis-regulatory region sequence-specific DNA binding
Source: RefSeq, a predicted model, not a curated record